Molecule: messenger RNA, 1662 nt
Organism: Spea bombifrons (plains spadefoot toad)
Lineage: Eukaryota; Metazoa; Chordata; Amphibia; Anura; Pelobatidae
Exons: 8
Coding region: 16-1428 (470 amino acids)
Molecular function (GO): protein binding
Source: RefSeq, a predicted model, not a curated record
CAUUUCGGGCAUGUUAUGGAUUUAUGGAAAUCGGAAGAUCAAGCAAUGAUUAGAAUGAAGAUGGCGUAUCAUUUACAGUUAUGUUUCUACACUCUACAUUUUUACUUAACGCUGGAAAAAGUGUGGGGUGUAGACUUCCACACUUUGAUAGACCCUGGACAGGACUGUACUGGACAACCUACCCUUUCCCCUAAUCACGUUGAUGAUGAUGGCCCUUCUCUCACGUCUGUGAACCUUCGCAGUAUUUUGAAGUGGAAAUCAGAGGAACGGUACUGUGAUAUUGAACUUGGAAAUGGCACUCAUUGGAUACCUCUACAUGUGCCUACAACCUGCGUAAGGGGUUGUUGCAGUGCUGACCUAUCCGGUUACAUCAAGGACAUUUAUGUGCAUUACCAGGCAAAAGUGAGAUGUCCAAGGGGCAAUUUGGAAUCCCAAUGGAAUACAUCAUGUAGAAUGCAACUGUAUAAAGAUGCUAGGGUGGGUCCCCCAUUGUUGAAUAUUUCCCUUGGUCAGAGUCAACUGGACAUCGUGGUGAAGCUACCUCCCUCUCCAUGGUUUACACAAAAUGGAAGCCAACUCCCCAUACAGAGAUAUAUCAGUAAACUUGGACACCUGAUUAUCAGUGUGGAAAUAGGAAGCCAGCUCUGGAACACUAUAAACACUGACUUUGUGGAAUCCACCAGAUACAGAUGUUUAGUGUCUGUUCCGCACAUUCUAGGUGCAGUGUACUGUGUGACAGUAUCAUCCAAGAGUAACAAUGGAAUUGUAGAAAAGAAAUGUGAAAAAGCACCAAAUGGAGAAAAGUUUAUCUCUUUACAUACAGCUGUCACGGUCUUAGUGGGGAUCAUGUUUAUUGUCUGUCUUGGCCUACUGAUUUGGAGAUGCCAGUGCCUCAGAACUACCAUAUCACAGCCGAAAGUGUUGGACUUUCCUGUACAUCCCCACCCUGCUGUUUUCGUGACAGAAGAGUUGAACCUUCAUCCAGCUCUAUCACUGGUGCACUUAGAAAAGACUGUUAGUCCAACAAAAGUCAGAAAACUAAUGUCAAGGAACGAAUAUUUAGAAAAUGGUUUUAUAGUGAAGCUUGGACCAAAUCAGGAAGGUUGGAAAAAUGGAGAUUGGGAUUUAACAGAAGACAGUUCAGCAUACAGCCAAGAGAUUAUGACAAAUUCUGCAACUGAAAAUCCACCCCUGUAUUGUGGAAUUCCUGAUUAUUGGGAAAACUCUACAAACAUAAACUUAAACUAUCUUCAGGUUAUGGAGGCAUGGUGGGAUUUGUCUAUUAAUGAGGCAAGAGGGGAGACUGACAAUGACAUUUUGGAUGUUUGUAAUGGUUCAAAAGAAUGCAGUGCAGAUGAAAGGGAGAAAGAAGAUAAUGUACAUUUGAAAACUAAUGGAUACAAGAGGAGAUCUUUAGUUUUAGUUUGAACUUUUAGUCGAAGCAUCAAAUGUGUUUUUUUCACCACCACUUUAUUUAACAAGAACAAAGCUAUUACUGUAUGCUAUUGCAUAUAUAAUGUGCAACCAGAUUCUCCAGCACUAUAUGAUGUGUAUUAAUGGAUUUAAAAAUAACAUUUAAACAUUGAAGCUGCCCUUUAUUUGUUAAAGCCAGAGACGCUCAGUGCCGGCGACCAAUAGAGUCACCCAUACAGACAUUUAACU